GUGAUCGAUCGACCACAACAUCAACCACCAAAGAAUCUUCCUUUUGCUGUGCUUCGCCCCAACUUUCUUCUUACCUCAUCAAUCCUCAAGUGGAACAGCUCCUCAGUGAGGGCUGUGACAAAAAUACCCACCCACAGCCAGCACCCAUAUCAAACGUUAGCAUUCCACCUUGUGGAUCGAAGAUACAGGACACGUUACGUUGCCUUGCAGUAACUCAUUGUUCAGCUCUGACAGCAUAAACAACAUGGCGUCUAUAUUCAACGGGAUUUUCAACUGGUUCCUGUCUUUGUUCUUUGCCAAGCAUCUGGAAGUCACAAUAGUGGGAUUACAGGCAAGCGGGAAGACAUCAUUAGUCAAUGUUUUGGGUUCCGACCAAUGGUCUGAAGACGUUGUCCCAACGGUGGCCUUCAAUCUUCGCCAGGUACGGAAAGGCAAUGUAACCAUGAAGAUCUGGGAUGUAGCUGGACAACCAAAGUUUAGAGGGAUGUGGGAUCGAUAUUGCAGAGGAGCCGAUGCUAUCAUUUACGUGGUAGAUGCUGCUGAUCACCACUCCAUACCAACAGCGACAUCUGAGCUUCACGCCCUAUUAAACAUUCCGGCACUUGCUUCAGUACCUUUAUUAGUCCUGGCGAACAAGAACGAUCUUCAUGGAGCUAUGGGAGUUGAUGACUUGAUUAAGGAAAUGCGAUUAGGAGAGAUAGGGGGCAGAGCUGUAUCUUGCUACUCAACUAGUAAUAAAACAAAGCAUAACCUUGAUAUUGUCCUUGCCUGGCUCACACAACGCGCCCAUUGAUGAUUGAUUUUGUCAACGCUUUCUUAUAUUAGUCGCGUUAAUAUGUGCUUCCGUAGUACAGCGUCCCAAAAUUGCUUUCCAAAUACAGAGGUAAUGCAAUGUUGUAUCAUACAUCAGACCUCUCUAGGAAAUACUGACCAAAUUGGGGGUUUGCGGCUGCGGAGUUGUAUACCUUAUCCAACCGUUGGUCUCGUCUUCGAUCCACUUUGCUGUUAUGCAUUAUCCCAGAGAUACCUCAAGCCCUAUUAUCCAGACAUCCGCAAUACUUGCC
Molecule: messenger RNA, 1064 nt
Organism: Cryptococcus deneoformans JEC21
Lineage: Eukaryota; Fungi; Basidiomycota; Tremellomycetes; Tremellales; Cryptococcaceae
Exons: 8
Coding region: 245-793 (182 amino acids)
Biological process (GO): protein transport
Cellular component (GO): lysosomal membrane
Molecular function (GO): GTPase activity; GTP binding
Source: RefSeq, a predicted model, not a curated record